GUCCUCAGACGACAGCGGGGACCACUGAAGCGUCUCCCACAACCAUGCUACGAGCUACUGGUGAGUGAGUCGUCACUACUGUCGGUUGUCUGCGAACGGUACUUUCACACCUGCAUAGUUUGGUUGUUGACAAUCGGUAUUUCGUACCUACAGGUGACUGUCAGCGGUACGCGACUCGACGACUUGCACGAGCAAAGAGAACAGAAGACUGUUUCUAAUGUGACUUGUUAGUCGUCAGCAUUCAGACAUACAGAGAAAGCAGUGACCAGCAAAGUUGACCUUCAUAACCUUGAAAACCUCGCUUUCCUUAGCGUAACCCACAUCCUAUUGCCGUAAAGCAGCCAGGAUGUCGAACGAGGCGACCCCCCUUCAAGUGCCGGAAGCGGCCAUGUCUAAGAAGCGGCGUCCAUCCAUGCAAGGCGGUCCCGAGGCCUCCAUGUCAACCACCGGCCCUACGAUCCGCAGGAUGUCCCGCCUGGAGCAGCGUAUGAGCUUCGCGGCAGCGAACCGCCGCAUGUCCCACGUGUCGCGCUUGUCCAGCGUCUCGGGUGUCAGUAUCGGCAUCGCGGGCUUCAAGCAUCAGAACAAGAUAGCCAACACAUACCGCAUGCAGCCGGAGAAGGAGGAGCGCUUUAACGCUGCAGCCGCCGAGAAGCUGAUAAAAAGCGUCCUGACACGCUACCUGGACGGCGAGAAGUACGACAAGAUGCUGUGCACCAGCCUCUCCAAGAACCUCAGUGACGUCAUCAAGGACCGCAUCAAGGACCAGGGCUUCAGCCCCCGCUACAAGUACGUGUGCCUGGUGACCAUGGGCCAGGUCAAGGAACAGGGUAUGAACAUCGCCUCGCGCUGCCUCUGGAGCACUGAAACCGACAAUUACGCUUCUGCCACCUUCACCAAGGGCGACCUGUUUGCCGUCGCCACGCUCUACGCUUUGUAUUUUGAGUAGCAUGGCGUGACGGAGCUUACAACAGGUCAACCGACACUGUCAGCUGUGAUAUGCCUACAACGUCUUAAAAUAAUAUUAUAUGUAUAUAUCUGCAACGAUGUUAGGAGUUAUUUGACUUGGGAGGGCUGGGGAUGGUGGGAGGAGUAGGGAACAGAGAGCGCUCCGCACGAGGAUUGAUAGCUGCUGAUGGUGCGCUGGACAUUUUCUAAGAAAUAUACAUAAGUAAGAAGUUAAUGUUACAAGUUUUGUACCCGACUAAGGCAGCUUCAGCCAGAUAAACGAGUAGUUCUUGGCCUUUCUCCUGUAAACUGCAGUCUUGAUCCAUUUCUAAUAUGGACGAUUUUUUCCCUCGUUAGUAGGGCACACGCUGAGCAAACGAUGACUUUCUGAAACGCCGUACUGCUCAGUUUUUAAGCAGAAACCCUGUUUCCAUCAGAAAUCUAAAUCGGCGUACACUUAUAAUGAAAACAUCGUGAACAUAACCUUAAAAACAAUGCACAAAUGCAUCCGUUUGGAAGAUACACUGGCCACUUUCAUUGUAGAGCCAGUUUCAGCUUCUCACCAAAAGCAUUUUCAUUUUCCACUCACAAAUAAAAAUCAGAUUCAAGCUCUUUCUCUGUAUGUGUUGCGUAUAUAUAUAUAUAGAGAGAGUGGUGUAUAUGUGAUGGGUGUGUUUGUAGAAGUGUGGCGGGUGAUGUGGCAUAUCUUCAACUCAGUUUCGGUUAUUGAAGGAAAAGUUGGUUUAAAUACAUCCUCAAUGCUGCUGUCACUUCCUGUUUCCAGCUAUGUGCUUUUCAUUACAAAUUUUAGACACUGUUCAUUUAUCUGGUGUUUACAUUUCUAUUUUAUUAUGUUAAUAUGCAGUUUACAGAACGUACUUGACUUACAGACAUCUUGGAUAACGCAUCGGCUCAUGUUCAUGUUCCAAAUGUGUAACAGCCUUGGGCUCAGCUUUUCCACCUUGCUUUGACUGCUCAACUUUUGUUGUAAUAUGCUUUCUAGAUGUCUCGUGUAUAUCUCGUUACUAGAACACGGCACAUCCGUCACCGAAGCUCUGUUUUGUAGCAGGUAAUUUUCAUCUAUUUUCCGAGCAACAGGUAGGAGGUGCUGAUGGUUUAUAUCGCAUAUAAAGCGGAAUGAUGUCCUCAUAUUUUGGGGAUUCUAAUUUUUAAAUGAAAUGAUAAUAAAGAAAUAUAUUGCACUCA
Pomacea canaliculata is the source of this 2154-nucleotide messenger RNA. RefSeq names its product tctex1 domain-containing protein 1-B-like. Lineage: Eukaryota; Metazoa; Mollusca; Gastropoda; Architaenioglossa; Ampullariidae. The transcript is spliced from 3 exons. Gene Ontology annotation, biological process: microtubule-based movement. Gene Ontology annotation, molecular function: dynein intermediate chain binding. The record is from RefSeq and is a predicted model, not a curated record. Gene Ontology annotation, cellular component: cytoplasmic dynein complex; cytoplasm. The coding region runs from base 347 to 949 and encodes 200 amino acids.